ACCCCGCAACGAUUAUCAACUAAGCGCCCGGUCAGCCGGCGGCGCAGCGGGGACUCGCGGGAAGCCCCCGGGGGCGCGCCCCGGAGGCGGCCCGAAGGGCGCAGGAAGGCCUGGGGGGCCCGAAGGCGAGGACCCGCGGCCGGUCGUCACGAAUCGGUGCGAAGAGAGCUGGCCCGUGCCCGGCGGACCCGGAGUCCCCGCACGGGGGCGCCGACAGCGGAGUGGACAGGCCGCGGGUCCCGCCCCCGCGCGUCCCUGCGCGUCCCCGCCCGUCCCCGCUACGUGGUGAGCCGGGCGCAGCGCGCUCCUCCCGCCGCCAGGGGGCGCCGCCGCGGCCGCUCUGGCCGCCCGUGGUCGGAGCUCGACAGCUUCGCGGCGCUGAGGCCACGCACGCCCAGGCCGUCGCCGCGGGCGAACGGUUCCCCCGGCAACGUACGGCCGGCUGCCGCAGCCGCCAUGGACGUGCCGAGCGGCGCCGAGACGCUGCGGGCUCGCAGCCGUGCCGGCACGGCCCCCUCGGGGGCACCGGACCCGGCGGCGCCCUGGGCGCGCUUCUCGGCCUGGCUGGAGUGCGUGUGCGUGGUCACCUUCGACCUGGAGCUGGGCCAGGCGCUGGAGCUCGUGUACCCCAGCGACUGCCGCCUCACGGACAAGGAGAAAAGCAGCAUCUGCUACCUGUCCUUCCCGGACUCCCACUCAGGCUGCCUUGGGGACACCCAGUUCAGCUUCCGCAUUCGCCAAUGUGGAGGGCCCAGGACCCCGUGGCGCUCUGAGGACAGGGUCUAUGAUAGCGGGGUCCCCACGUGGCUGCAGCGGGAGCCUGCGCACUACUUCGGCUACGUGUACUCCCGGCAGGUGCGGGACAGCUCCGUGCAGAGGGGCUACUUCCAGAAGUCUCUGGUGCUGCUCUCCCGCCUGCCCCUGGUCCGGCUGUUCCAGACGCUGCUGGGCCUCAUGGCACCCGAGUACUUUGACAAGCUGGCACCCUGCCUGGAAGCAGUGUGCAACGAGAUUGACCAGUGGCCAGCCCCCAUUCCUGGGCAGACCUUGAACCUGCCAGUGCUGGGAGUGGUGCUGCAGGUGCGCAUCCCCUCCAGGGCGGACAAGCCUGAAUGCAGCCCUCCGGAGCAGCAGGGCCACGAGAACCUGUUGCCCGCGCCCGUGGUCCUCAGCAGCGCCCAUGAGCUAGACCUGUUUAGGUGCUUCCAGCCAGUGCUGACCCAUGUGCAGACCCUGUGGGAGCUGCUGCUCCUGGGGGAGCCCCUGCUGGUACUGGCGCCCUCGCCCACCGCCUCCUCGGAGAUGGUGCUGGCCCUGAGCAGCUGCCUGCAGCCGCUCAAGUUCUGCUGUGACUUCCGGCCCUACUUCACCAUCCACGACAGCGAGUUCAAGGAGUUCACCACGCGCACCCAGGCCCCACCAAACGUGGUCCUGGGAGUCACAAACCCUUUCUUUAUCAAAACACUCCAGCACUGGCCCCACAUCCUCCGCAUUGGGGAGCCCAAGAUGUCAGGGGACCUGCCCAAGCAGGUCAAGCUGAAAAAGCGCUCAAGGCUGAAGACCCUGGACACUAAGCCAGGCCUGUACACGGCGUACACUGCACACCUGCACCGCGACAAGGCACUGCUGCGGCGGCUGCUCAAGGGCCUGCAGAAGAAGAGGUCGUCGGACGUGCUGUCGGCGCUGCUGAGGCGCCACCUGCUGGAGCUCACGCAGAGUUUCAUCAUCCCCUUGGAGCACUAUAUGGCCAGCCUCAUGCCCUUGCAGAAGAGCGUCGUGCCCUGGAAGACUCCCCCGCAGAUCGGGCCCUUCCUCCAGGACGACUUUCUGCGCAGCCUGGAGCAGGCGGGGCCCCAGCUCACCUGCGUCCUCAAGGGCGACUGGAGGGGCCUGUACAGGCGCUUCUUCAAGUCCCCCCACUUCGAUGGCUGGUUCCGACAGCGGCACAGGGAAAUGACCCAGAAACUGGAGGCCUUGCACCUCGAGGCUAUCUGCGAGGCGAACCUCGAGAACUGGAUGAAGGACAAGUCUGAGGUGGAAAUCGUUGACCUGGUUCUGAAGCUUCGAGAGAAGCUGGUGCGGGCCCAGGGCCACCAGCUGCCUGUGACAGUGGCCACACUGCAGCGGGCAAAACUGUACAUCGACACGGUCGUCGGCUCCCUGCCCAAGGACCUGCAGGCUGUCCUGAGCCCGGCCUAGGGGCUCCUGGCCUGCUGGGCUUUCCUCAGCACCCGAGCCCUCUCCUGGCUGCCCCUGCCAUCCCAGCCCGGCAUUGUCUCAGCAGUAAAGGUGGCAUCAAAACCACAGCCUGGCCCCGAGUAGUGGCCGACGACACGCACCCCCGUCUGCCGCAGUGCUGUUGGCCCAGCAGCCUGUCCCUCUGGUGCCUCCUGCCCAGCCCUCUGCAUCCAGGCCUGAUUAUCCCAGCAGGCUGCAGCCUCAGGCAGGAGCAGCUGACGGCACCACACUGACCAUUGUGUGGCCUACUGGGAGCCACUAGGGGGCAGUGUGUGCCUGGCCACAAAGUGAGCCCUGGCGUGGGCGUCCACUCCAGGCACCCCCACUGGCUCCUGGGCAAGAGGAGGGUUCUUACCUUGCUGCUUCCCCACAAAGGGCACCUGGACGUCCCCAGUGGGCAGUGCCCACCUGCUGCCUGAAGGGUUCUGGCCAGACCCACCCCCACACUGGCGCUGCCAAGUCUCCAUGUGGCCGUGCCCAGAGCCAGCACUGGACGGUCUCCCCCGCUGCUGCCAGCAAGCCUGUCCCUACCCCACUGCAGCCUCAAGGCUAGGUCCAGCACGGAUGUAGCCAGGCAGGUGCCCACGGUGCAGAGGGUAGGCUCGAGCUCCCGGCCCACAUGUCCUCUGGCAGCCUGCCCCGGCUCUGGUCUGUGGGGGCGCAGGAUGGCACGCCCUCUCCGGGCCUGGUCUCACCGGGGCUCAGAGAUGCAGCUGCCACUCCUGUGGGAAGCCGCAGCUGGGGGCGUGGGCUUGUGGGAAUGGAGACCACCCCUGGCUUUCAGGGGCUGCAGCCUGUGAUGUGCUGAGCACCGCGGGGAGGGGCUGAGGGGGCCUCCAAGAAGCACCUGCGGCUCCAUCGGUCUGGAACAGUCUGGAAGUCCCCCCUUCUCUGCCUCCUCCCCUGGGCACCAAACGGGGGGCCUGGCUGCUCCCACCAGCUGCUCCUCGUGCCCCUGGGCUGAGCUGGUGGCUGGCACACGGGCUCAGGCUGCUUGGAUGCCACAGACCGGCUCUGGGGGGCUGUGCGGCUUGUGGCAGGAGGGGCAGAGACUCCCCACGCCAGGGCCCGUGGACACGCCGAAGCAGCUGGAGCGGGAGACGGGUGGGGACAGGAAGGACAGUCCGGCCCCAGCUUCCUGUGCUCCUUUUAGACCUCUGAGCCGGGACAGACCUCCCCGCAGUCGGGCAUUAAACACCAUGGACCACU
Sorex araneus (European shrew) is the source of this 3447-nucleotide messenger RNA. RefSeq names its product DENN domain containing 6B (gene DENND6B). The record is from RefSeq and is a predicted model, not a curated record. Lineage: Eukaryota; Metazoa; Chordata; Mammalia; Eulipotyphla; Soricidae. The transcript has 20 exons. Gene Ontology annotation, cellular component: recycling endosome. Gene Ontology annotation, molecular function: guanyl-nucleotide exchange factor activity. Bases 457 to 2199 code for a protein of 580 amino acids.